CUUAGACUUUGCUUUAAUCUUGGAGUCUUUUUUACACUAUGUGAGUAAAACUGAUUGAUCAGAGCACUUUUUGCUUUUAAAAAUAAUACCGGGUUGUUAUUUGUAGUGGUUUAAAGAAGCAUUUAAUAUAUAACUUUAUUGAUUUACACCAUGGGGAAACUCUCCUCCUGUUCUACCUCCUGUGAAAUCCAGCUACCAAACAGCACCAAUGCAGCUGACAGGGAUCAGGAUGACUUGUUGAACAUGACUUGAAGAUGAGCUGCCCUCAACCUGAGUUGGAGGAGGACUGUCCUCCACCAGAGGAAUUAGAGUGUAAGAUUUGUUACCAACGCUACAAUACCCAUAAUCGCAAGCCCAAGAUUCUGGACUGCCUGCACCGGGUCUGCGCCCGCUGCCUCAUUAAGAUCCUGGACAUUGCUGAUGGGGCAGCCUGCAUUUCCUGCCCUUUUUGCAGACACCAAACUGAGAUAACAGAAUUUAAGGUGUCAGCCCUCCCUGACGAUGCCAACAUCAUGUCCCACUUGGCAAUGCGUGACAAAUCCUGGAACUCCAACCACAAGAGGGAGGUAGUCCUGACUCCAAAGAGUUUCUCCUCAUCUAGCCCGUCUCAUGAAUCAUCCAACUGUCUGGUCAUCACCAUUAUGGAAGUGCAGAGGGACUCACAGCACUCUCCAACUCGCAACGGUAGCUCUGACAUUUAUGCUGAGCAGAGCCUGGACUCAGAAUCCAUGGGCUCGAAUGGACCAGUUGAUCAGGACGCCCUGUCCAAAGUCUGUAAUCAUGUUCCACGCAUCUUGGUCUGGCUGCUGGGAUUCUUAUACUUUGGCUCACUGCCUCUUGGAAUUUACCUAUUAGUAAUCCAGAGAGUGACUCUAGGUAUUGUAUGCGUUAGCUUGGUACCAUCAAGCUUGACAGUUUGCCUGGUCUAUGGAUUCUGCCAGUGUCUUUGUCAAGGUAUAUGUGACUGUUCCUCCAGGGGCUGAUAUGACACCUCUAUACUGAUGGGAUGAAGUCAGCUUCUGAAAACAGGUUCUUUGUCUGUUGUAGAUGUAGUGGUAAAAGAAUAGGAGGCCCAAGCGUAAAGGUGAUGCCUGUAGCAGGAAACUGCCUGACUACUUGCCAGUUAUUCGCAUGCACAUGAUGUGCUGGUCAGUAGACCGAAGCAGACACUUUUCAGUAAUGGUCUAUCCUUUAAGGAUGAUGUAUGGAACUCCAGUUUGAGGAGCUCUGUUUGUGAGAGAAGCGCCUAUAUCUACAUUUCUGGGACUCUAUUUGUUCUGUGUUGUGUGUAUGACCUAGUCUGGCAUCAGAUUUGAGAUAAGACUUUCGAUGUUUGAUUUAAAAAAUAACUACACUGAUAAAGUCAUGGACCCUCAUUUAUCAAUUGUUAUUAACCUCCUAUGGUAUCAUCCUCAUGGACAGUAUCAUCCUCAUGGACAGUGGGUUUGAUGAAUUUGUAUAUUUAACUAAGAUGACUUUACAUCUUUAUUCAGCUCUAAACAACGAAUAGCCCAACAGAUGAAGGACUAAUUCACUAGGUGGCAUGGGUAUUUACAUCAUGGACCACAUGAGCAAACCAUAAGGACAAACCACAGUAGUCAAAUAGUUUGAUUUAAAGGUAAGGUCAUUCCCUUGGUUUUCCCUGGAUAUUUGUCAGUUGACAUUAUUUUAGAUUUUCAUUUUUAAUUUUCAUUAUUUUGUCAAAUGAAACAAUUAUUUUUAUAUGGUGUGUUUAUGGUAGUAUUACAUGUUACCAAAUAUUUCACUCAAUAUAUUCUUUAUUUAUUAUAGAAUAUGAACUUUACUUGUUACAACUCUAGGUAAAUCAGAGUCGAAAGGCUGAUAGUCGUUAUGCUAAGAACACCUGAAAUAACUUAAUUUUUUAUGAAAGAUGUGUUGUAAGUUAAGAGUCUGUUGAACCCAGUGGUAUCCCGUGAGUCUGUUGCAAUGUCUUUAUACACUAUAGCUGACACACUGUGUGAAACAUAACAUGGAAUACUGCGAUUCACAGGUCAUCAAUCAACCAAAGUUGCAAUGAAUGUGGACUAGUCAAAUGCUCUGUAUUAUGGAACAGUGCAAGGGAUGUUCCCAGACAAAGAGUGUCCAUGUGGCUUUAUUUUCUCAUUGCAAAAAACCCACUUCCAAAGGAGGUAGAGAGAGGAUAAUGGCAAAGCACAUUUCAACAUACAGUACCAAAGAGUACCAAAUGGACUGUGAUUUGGCCAUAUUACUUUGUUACCUGUUUUAAUGUCACAGAAGUUACUUUGAGUAUGCAGUAUGUCUGAUGAGGUUGUUACUUUUGCUUAUUUAAUGUUCCUGUCUCCUCCUCCUUUUUCUUUCUCAAAUACAAACGUGCCAUUGGC
This is a messenger RNA of Platichthys flesus (European flounder), 2363 nucleotides long. RefSeq lists its product as uncharacterized. The record is from RefSeq and is a predicted model, not a curated record. The coding region runs from base 255 to 983 and encodes 242 amino acids. NCBI's taxonomy places the organism in Eukaryota, Metazoa, Chordata, Actinopteri, Pleuronectiformes, Pleuronectidae. The transcript has 2 exons.